AUGUCUUAUCAAACAAUCAUUUCCAUGCUCCGCAGGGAAAAGGAACAGGCCAAUGGGGCUGAAAAGACCGUCCAGCAUACAAAUGACAAUGUACAAACACAAUACGAAACAGACAUGUCCCACUCAGACCCCGAGCAAGCAGCACCCAUCACACCCAAAGAGACAUACCCAGAAGGCGGAAAAGCUGCCUACCUCGUCGUCUUGGGGAGCUUCAGCGCCAUCAUGGGCGGCCUCGGCCUGAUGAACAGCAUCGGCAUCUACCAGUCCUGGAUAUCCAGCCACCAGCUCCAAGACGUCGGCGAGGGGAAACGGGGUUGGAUCUUUGGGCUGUACAACUUCAUGGUCUUCUUCUGCGGGAUACAGAUCGGGCCCGUCUUCGACGUGUAUGGACCGACGUGGCUCAUGGUCGGGAGUCUCGUGCUGUACGUGGCGACGUUUGCGUCCCUCGGGUUCUGCGAGGAGUACUGGCACUUUCUGGUGGUCGUGGGUCUCGUCGCCGGCGCGGCGACGUCCAUCGUCUUUGUCGUGCCCGUCGCGACGCUGGGCCAGUACUUCAACGUCAAGCGCGGGGCGGCGACGGGGCUGGCCAUGGCUGGGGGAAGUCUCGGGGGAGUCAUGUAUCCUCUGGUUUUUGACGCCUUGAGCGACGAUGUCGGGUUCGCUUGGACGACCCGCGCGAUCGGGCUGAUUACUGUCGUCUUGCUGCUGGUGGGGUGUGUUCUUGUGCGUCCUAGAAAGGCCUUUUACAAGAGUAAACCGGCUGAUACGAGCAUUCUCCCUGAUUUCCGAAUCUUGUUGCGACCUGCUGUUCUGCUGAUGACGGUCGGCGUCUUCUUUAUCGAGUGGGGGUUCUUCAUUGGCCUUGAGUAUGUCGCGUCGUAUUCCCUUGCCCACGGCAUCAGCCAGAGGCUCUCGUAUCUGAUGGUGGUCUUUCUAAACGCUGGUUCGUUUCCCGGGAGGUGGCUGCCUGGAUUUGUCGCGGACAGAUUUGGUCGGAUGAAGACGAUGAUUGUGACGAAUGCCCUGUGCAUCGUCGCUAUGCUUGCGAUUUGGCUUCCGGCGAACGGUAACGUUGUCGCUGUUGUGAUAUUCUCCGUCGUCUUCGGCUUCGCCAGUGGCAGUAACAUCAGCCUGGUGCCCGUUUGCGUAGGCGAGUACUGCUCUACGGAGAACUACGGGCGGUAUUAUUCUACAGUGUAUACUGUUGUUAGCCUCGGGGCAUUGACGGGUGUGCCGAUUGCUGGCGAGAUACUUGCGAGAUCUGGAGGGGGAUAUUCAGGUUUAAUCAUCUUUGCAGGAGUUGCCUACGUUGCUGGAACGAUUUGCUUCGUGAGUUUGGUGAUAUUUAAGAAGUAUCUAUCUUGA
Colletotrichum truncatum is the source of this 1365-nucleotide messenger RNA. RefSeq names its product MFS monocarboxylate transporter. Gene Ontology annotation, biological process: transmembrane transport. Gene Ontology annotation, molecular function: transmembrane transporter activity. The record is from RefSeq and is a predicted model, not a curated record. Lineage: Eukaryota; Fungi; Ascomycota; Sordariomycetes; Glomerellales; Glomerellaceae. Gene Ontology annotation, cellular component: membrane.